UACCAUCCAGUCAACGUUUCCUAGAUACCACAACCCAUUGUCAACAAAACGAGUGUGUCUCACACAUUUCUUCAUCUUUGGUUUUUCGAUCUGCGAAGAUCUUGCAGAGAGAGAGGAAUAAGGAGGUUUUACCAGGUGAGCAUCUUUUCUCAGAGAGACAGAUAGAGGAGCAAGGAAGUUUAGCAGGUAAUUAAUUUACUUGUUAAGCGAAUAUGCAAUCCAACGAGGGAGUGGACGAGGUUUGUGUUAGUAUUGGUGAAAAGUUUAAUCGUCUCUCUCCGUUACAAUCUAAGUGUUGUAUUUUUAGAGUUCAUGACCAAUUACGCAAUGUGAAUGAAAAGGCUUAUGAACCAGAGAUUAUUGCAGUUGGUCCUUAUCAUCGUAGUAAAAUUACACUACAGGUGAUGAAUAAACACAAGUUGCACUAUUUUCAAUUACUUCUUCAACGAAAAAACGAGACUAUGAAGAAAUAUGUGGAUGCUAUGAGGUUAUUAGAAGAAGAUACUCGUAAAUGUUAUGGAGAACUCAUAGGCGUGAACGAAAAUGAAUUGGUUGAAAUGAUGGUACUGGAUGGUUGCUUCAUCGUUGAAUUGAUCCGAAAGUUUGAGCAUAUUCACUUGAGAGACAAGCAUGAUCCUAUUUUUGGAAUGGACUGGAUUGUUAACAGCUUGCAACGUGACUUGAUGUUGUUCGAAAACCAGCUUCCAUUCUUUGUUCUUUGCAAGUUGUUCGACAUGAUUGAAGUUCCAAACCAUCAUCACAGGUUCAUUUAUCUGGCCUUGCGUUUUUUCCGCGAUCUUCUACCAGGUGUAGGACAUAGAAAAAGUUUUGAAGGAAGUUCACCAGAAAAUAUUAAGCAUUUGCUCGGGUUAAUACACAAUAACUGGCUUCCUUCAUUUGCAGGAAACGACACAAGUGAAAAUUUCAUGGCCCACAAAAAAAAAUGGCAGUUCAUUCAUUGUGCAACAGAGCUUAGAGAGGCAGGUAUUCAGUUUGUGAAGAAUGAAAAAUGUAGUUUGUUUGAUAUCAAGUUUGAUAAUGGAGUUAUGCAAAUACAUCCUUUGAUAAUCGAAGACAGAACAGAAACGUUCUUCAGAAAUCUCAUUGCAUACGAGCAGUAUGGUCAAGAUACAGAUUUCAGAUAUGUCACCGACUAUGUGAUAUUCCUGGAUAACCUCAUCGACUCUCCAAAAGAUGUUGACAUACUUUGUCGCCGGGGAAUUAUUGAUAAUUGGUUAGGUGAUGGUGAAGUGGUUUCCAACAUAUUUAACAAGAUUACUGAUGCUGUCACAACGCCAAACAACCACUUUCAUUAUGCUGAAAUCUUCACUAAAGUGAACAUUCAUUGCAAUAAACGCGUGAACCGAUGGAUGGCCAAAUUGAGGCGAAACUAUUUUAAUAGUCCUUGGGGAGUUAUUUCAAUUGCUGCUGCCAUCAUACUACUUUUACUCACUGCCACACAGACUUUAUUUACUGUUGUUCCUAAAUGGGCAUCAGCUAGGAAUUAGCUAAUGGGUAGUACUGUUUUUCCUCAGUUGUGACUCUGGGAUUCAGUCUGUCCAUUGCCUCCUUAGUUUCUUCCCUCUUGCCACUUUCCUCCCUCUUAUGAAAAAUACAUCGUAAUUACAUUUAUCUAUAGUUUUAUUUAGGGUUGAAUUUUAGAUUUGAUCUGUACAUAUUGUAGAUACAUUAGUUUAGAAUUUAUUUGUUUGUUUUCAUAUUUGGACCUACUGUGAUAGGCAUAUGCAUUCUGGGCUUAUUG
Messenger RNA from Ilex paraguariensis (yerba mate), 1762 nucleotides. NCBI's taxonomy places the organism in Eukaryota, Viridiplantae, Streptophyta, Magnoliopsida, Aquifoliales, Aquifoliaceae. The record is from the annotation of a GenBank genome assembly.